Messenger RNA from Cicer arietinum (chickpea), 1469 nucleotides. RefSeq names its product leucine-rich repeat extensin-like protein 4. NCBI's taxonomy places the organism in Eukaryota, Viridiplantae, Streptophyta, Magnoliopsida, Fabales, Fabaceae. Gene Ontology annotation, molecular function: protein binding. The record is from RefSeq and is a predicted model, not a curated record.
AAAUAUGGCUUCACUUUCAUCUCCUCAUUCCUUUACCAGUUGUAUGCUAUUCCUCUUUUUUCUAUAUUUAUCUUGUUUCUUCAACAACCUUAAUGCAAAACACGACAUAGCCAACAAUCACAAGCACCAACACAGACACAAACACACACAAAAUCCACCAUCAAAUCCAAGGCUUUACCGCGCUUUUCUUGCGCUACAAGCAUGGAAGCAUGUAAUCUACUCAGACCCAAAAAACACAACUUCCAAUUGGAUAGGCCCUUCAGUUUGCAACUACACAGGUAUAUACUGUGCUCCAUCACUUGAUGAUCCUAAACAAACAGUUGUUGCUGGCAUUGACCUUAACCAUGCCGAUAUAGCCGGGUUCUUACCCGAAGAAUUAGGCCUUUUAUGUGACCUUUCACUUCUCCACCUCAACAGCAACCGUUUCUGCGGCAUCCUUCCAACAACAUUCACAAACCUUACACUUCUCUAUGAACUUGAUCUUAGCAACAAUAGAUUUGUUGGCCCUUUUCCAUCAGUUGUCCUUUCACUUCCUUCACUUACCUAUCUCGACCUUCGCUACAACGAAUUCGAAGGACCGUUACCUCCUCAACUUUUCAACAAACCUUUUGAUGCUUUUUUUCUCAACAGCAACCGUUUCACAAGUUCCAUUCCAAGAAAUUUAGGACAAAGCAAAGCUUCUGUCAUGGUUUUUGCAAAUAACAAAUUUGGUGGCUGUUUACCAGAAAGCAUAGUAAACUUUGCUGAUACUUUGGAAGAGCUUCUCUUAAUCAACACAAGCUUAUCAGGUUGUCUUCCACAACAAGUUGGAUUUUUAUACAAAUUGAGAGUGUUGGAUUUUAGCUUCAACAAUAUUGUUGGUCCUAUACCUUAUAGUCUUGCAGGGUUGUCACAUUUGGAACAGUUGAAUUUAGGACAUAAUAUGAUGAGUGGAAUUGUUCCUAUGGGAGUUUGUGAGUUACCAAAUUUGGAAAAUUUCACAUUUUCUUAUAACUUUUUUUGUGAGGAAGAAGGUAUUUGUAAGAAUUUGACAUCAAAGAGGAUAGUGUUCGAUGAUCGCGACAAUUGUUUGCCGGAGAAGCCACGGCAGAGGAGCAAAAAGGAAUGUAGUGAUAAUCUUGAACGCCCUGUUGAUUGCUUUGAGCUUUGUUGUAUUGAAGAUGGUUUUGGGAAAAAUGUCACUGCUGGUUCUGUGGCUAUUCCACCUGCUGCAAUGCCUGUUUCUGCACCUAUUGUUGCACCAAGUUUCCCUUGACAUUCAGAAUAAGUAUUUAUGUUUGAUGUAAUAAAACUCCAAAUUUGAGUUAGGCAAUAUCCUUGUACAUACUUUUAUUUUUAUGUGGUAUGUUAGUUCAUGUCUCUUUCUUGUAUCAUAAUGUGUUCCUUGGAGAGUGUUAUAUAUGACAGAAAUAGACUAAAUGUUUUAGUGUUUUUGUCAAACUUGAUUUAGAAUGAAUUUGAUUUUGUAA